AUGGCGCCGGGCAGAUCGACGAGGGCGACACGCGGGUCGCGCCAGGCCUCGGUCGUCCCAGAAGCACCCUUGGAUACUCCCGACAAUGCGCUACGGACACAAGUCGCAACCGUCUUCCGCGACGCCCAAAAGACCACCGCAUCCCAUCGCAAGCUGGCCGUGACCCUGCGCAAGAUCCAAGAAGCAUGCUGCUACGAGCCGACGAGUACAAAGAAGCCCGCCGAGGCCGACGAGUUCGAGGAAGAUGACUUCAACAAGGAAUUUGUGCGCUGCGUUCUGCGCGUUAUGCCCAUCAAGAAGAGCGAAGGAGUCGGCGAGAAGACGGUCCGCUUCAUCGGUCUGUUCCUGCGCCACGCCGUCGAGAAGGAUAACGAAAUUCUCGGCGAGGCCGACCCGGAUGCCAGCACCAUGCCCGAGACACCCAGUACCCGACUCACCGGACACUUGAUGGAAACCGUUCUUCCCUUGAUGAUCGCCAAGGACAAGUUCGUGCGCUACCGAUCAACUCAGCUCAUAUCCCAUAUCAUCAACUCUCUCGACGCGAUUGACGACGACCUCUUCCAGAAACUGCGGUCGAGUCUACUUAGGAGGAUUCGCGACAAGGAGGCCAUGGUGCGCGCACAAGCUGUGUUGGGUCUUGGACGCUUGGCAGGCAACCAGAUUGAGGGUGAACCGGAUUCCGAUGAUAGUGACGAUGAUGGAUCGACCGGUCUCCUCGAAAAGCUCCUCGAAGUCUUGCAGAACGACCCUAGUGCCGAUGUGAGGAGGUCUCUCCUGGUUAACCUGCCGAUUUUGCCCACGACCCUACCAUAUCUGCUGGAGCGAGCACGCGACCAAGAUGCGCUUACGCGGCGCGCUGUCUACUCCCGUCUUCUGCCUGCGCUGGGUGACUUCCGCCACUUGUCACUAUCUAUGAGAGAGAAGCUUCUUCGCUGGGGUCUACGCGACAGAGAUGAGAAUGUGCGCAAGGCUGCCUGCCGCCUAUUCCGUGAAAGAUGGAUCGAGGACUGCGCCGGUACUGCGCCUCCCGUUGAAGGAGGCCAGCCUUCUGAGGUGUCACCUCCAAGCAUGGAGGCCCUGCUGGAGCUCCUGGAGCGCAUUGAUGUUGUCAACUCUGGAGGAGAGAACGGUGUCGCUCUUGAGGCUAUGAAGGGCUUCUGGGAGGGCCGUGCUGAUUACAGAAAUGCAGUAAACUUUGAUGACAACUUCUGGGAGACACUCAGCUCAGAAUCCGUGUUUGUUGCCCGGACAUUUAACGACUUCUGUAGGAACGAGGGCAAUGGGAAAUAUGAAUCCCUUGUCGACCAGAAGCUACCCGAAGUUACCAAACUCGCAUUCUACUUGGAACGAUACGUCAAGGUGCUCAUCGAUGCCAUCAAGAGGAUCAACGAGCAGGAGGUGGAAGACGAAGAGGAGGAAGAGGACACCGUCGAACAAGAGUUCAUCGUGGAACAGCUUCUCCAUAUCGCCCUCACCCUGGAUUAUUCGGAUGAAGUCGGCCGUCGCAAGAUGUUCGCCCUUUUGCGACAAACCCUUUCUAUCCCGGAGCUUCCCGACGAAGUCACUAAACUUACUGUCCAGGUUCUGAGAGACCUUUGCGCCCCUGAUGCCGCCGGCGAGAAGGAGUUCUGCAGUAUUGUCCUUGAAGCCGUCGCCGACGUGCACGACACCAUCGUUGACGACGUUCCUGAUGAAGGCGAUAUUGAUGACAACGAGUCGUUCCACUCAGCUAGAUCCGAGGUCAGCGACGACGAAGAUUCUCAAUCUAAGAAAAAGAAGAACAAGGGUCCUGAACUGUCGGAGGAGGAGGCGGCCCAGAAGGCCAUCAAGGAGAUCAUGAUUAACAUGAAGUGUCUCCACAUUGUGCAGUGCAUGCUCACCAAUGUCGCUGGCAAUCUCCAGCAAAACGAUCAUCUUGUCUCCAUGCUCAACAACCUCGUCGUUCCCGCCGUCCGCAGCCACGAGGCCCCUGUUCGCGAGCGCGGUCUCGUCUGUCUCGGCCUUUGCUCGCUCCUCGACCGCUCGCUUGCCGAGGAGAACCUCACCCUGUUUAUGCAUUUCUUCGCCAAGGGCCACACUGCUCUCCAGAUCACCGCUCUGCAUAUCCUUACCGAUAUUCUCAACGUGCACGGCGCGCAGCUGCUCUCCAACAACACCAAUCUCCUCAAGGUUUACGUCAAGGCCCUGCGCGCCGGCGGCAGGUCUCCCGAGGUCCAGGCUGCCGCUACCGUGGCCGUCUCCAAGCUGCUUCUCGGCCGCGUUGUCAGCGAUGUUGACGUCUCUGCCGAGUUGCUCAAGACCCUUGUAAUUGCGUACUUUGAGCCCGCCAGUGCAGCGAACCAGAGCGUUAGGCAGGCGCUCAACUAUUUCUUGCCUGUAUUCUGCUACUCGCGGCCAGAGAACCAGGAUCUGAUGCGCCGGGUCGCGCUUGACGCGUUACACACCUUGUACAACGUGCGUGAAGGCCUGGACGACGAAGAGGCCGAUGUGGAUGAUCAGAUGGUGAGCAUGUCGACCAUCGCUGCCUGCUUGGUUGAUUGGACGGAUCCCAGGAAGUGCUACAACCCAGAUGAAGGAUUCAGCGCCGGUCUUGACCCCGAGAAGAAGACCGUUUCGGCAGAUGUUCACCUCGACUUCGCCAAAGAUAUUCUCGAAAGGUUGCAAGGGAACGGAGCCAAAGAAGAAAAGCGCAUCAUGGCCGCCCUCCUCGCGAAGCUCUACAUCCCCUCCGGCUCCUCCCCUUCCUCUUACCCCUCCUCUCCCACCAAGAUCCGCGACGUCUACGCCCUUGUCACCGACGCCGUCGAGAACAACCUGCUGUCGGACGCUACCUCCCGCAACGCCCUCUACAAGAUCCACGUCUCCCUCGGCAAGAUUGUCAACGCCCUCGACGCCGCUGCCGAGCAAGACGCCGCCAACAACGCCGCAGGCGCGGGCCGCCACGCCUCCAUCGCCUCAGGCGCCACAGGCCACAGAAGAAGUGCUAGCAGGGCAGGCAGCGUCGCUCCUAGCCGAGCGGGUAGUGUUGCGCCCCCGGCUAGCGAAGCUGGUGGAGGCGGGGCUGUCUCCAGAGCCGGCUCCGUCGCGCCGUCUGUGUCUGGUGCUGCUGUUGCUGCGGGUGCGCCUGUUAACACCAGGAAGAGAAAGGAGAGAGAAGUCAGUGUUGCUGUUUCCAUCAAGGAGGAAGAUGAAGACGAAGAAGAUGUAGAAAUGGGCGGCACCCAAGUCGGCGAUAAUGAUGGUGAUGAUGCUGACGAUCGCGAAACAACGCCAAAACCGGCGAAUACGACUGCAACAGAAGCUCAGGAGACGCCAGGCACGGAACAGAGGAGGUUGCUGAGAGGCGUUUCUGUUAGGAGCAGGACUAGUAGGAGGCAGAGUUCGCAGAGUGUGGUUAGUGUGCAACCACCGCAGAAGCAACAAGAGGAGGAGCAGGAGGAAGACGAGCAAGAAGAGGAAGAACAACAACCACCGACUACUGGGAGGAGAGGGAGUAGGAGGGCUAGUGCUAUGAAGGCCAAGGCAAGGUUGAGCGCUGCUGGACGGAGCAGUAGAGCGGGUACGGAGGAAAGUAUUGUGGAGGAGAUAUUGAACGAUAGUGAUGAGGAUACAGUGAUGGAGAGGAUGAAGAUUGAGGAGGUGGUGGAAGAGGAGAAAGAAGAAGAAGAGAAGGAAGUGGAGGAGGAGGAGGGAGAUGAAGAAGAGGUUGAGGAGGAAGAAGGAGACGGAGAGGGUGGGGAAGAGGACGGAGAAGAAGACGAAGACGGCGGGGAUGAUGAUGAAGACGGAGAAGAUGAAGGGAAAGAUGAUGAUGAGCUUGUUGACGAGUUAUUGUCGGACGAUGACGAGGACUCGGAAUAG
Molecule: messenger RNA, 3861 nt
Organism: Sordaria macrospora k-hell
Lineage: Eukaryota; Fungi; Ascomycota; Sordariomycetes; Sordariales; Sordariaceae
Biological process (GO): mitotic chromosome condensation
Cellular component (GO): condensed chromosome; condensin complex
Source: RefSeq, a predicted model, not a curated record